AUGCGGCAGAAACAGGACAACCUCCUCGUGAAGAAAACACAACCCUGCACUCUGCCGAUACCCCAACUCGUGGAACCAAAGCCAGCCUUAGCAGCACCCACAGCAGAUAUCCUUCGUAAUCCCAUUCAAACCGAACUAAAAGAAACACAUCAGAAAGGAACAAUUACCGUUGCUCUUGAUGAACUACAGGUUCCCGCUGCUGUCAGUGUCGAAGCCGAACAAAUGUCGUCGCCUAUUAAUACGUCUUCUGAGGUAAAUUCAGGACAGGAAGUUAUUGUGCCACCUAUCAACAAGGUCAUCGCACCGGAGGUAAUACCAAUUGAAGUUGUUCCCGUCAUUAAUAAAGCAUCGGAGGCUUCAUUUGAAAACAGCCCGGCGGAAACCCCAGGCAUUUCAGGUGUGAAUACCGUUAUUAGUAUACCGCAGAAUGAAGUACAGCCAGGCAGCUCUAAACAAACACCAGGACCAUUGCUAAAUGCAGCUGCAGGAGAACCGCAAAAUCCAAAUGGGCAGGCUGGUGAGAAGACACCCGCCACAAUUUCCACCGUUGUCGUUACGAAGAUCAAUUUCGACGGUCCUCAUUCAACUCAGGAUAGUGAACCAAUUAAGACAGAGCUUAAGGACGACGCGAGACCCAAGGUCGAUGUAUCUAGCACAUCAAAUGACAGUCCCGCUACAAUCUCUAGUACAAGCUCACCAGAGGGUACCCCAACAGAUACCUCCAAAGUUUCAUUUGUCACGUAUGCAACUGAGCCGUCAAGCGUUCCAGUAUCAUCGCAGGAAGGUUCCACGGAGAAGGGACGUACCCCAACAUCGACAACUUCGAACGACCAGACAUCACACCAGGUUUCUACAGUCGAAAAUUCAGGAACAACCUCCAGUGGUCCGGAAAGUCCAAAUAUUCCUGUCAUGAGCCUUUUGUAUCACGGUUUGGUUUCCGCGAGUAAUGGUGGCACCACACAGAGCACACACCUUCCUGACCAACCUAGACCCUUAGGACAACCUGCUGGGACCAAUCCUCCUGAAGAAAAUCUUAAACCUAGUGCUGUUCAGCCCAACCCGACGACUGCUUCCCUUGGCCAAAACAAUGCGCAAUUAGUUUCUAGUGCAGGCUUGCUCCCUACGCCUCUGGAAGCCAGUCAGCAAUUCAACAGCCAACACCAGAAAACACCUCUGGGCACUGCACCUGGUGCUACCGUUGGGGCAGCUCCUUACACUACGGUGCUGGGGGAUUCUUUACUCUCAGUGCACACACCGUCGAAACCAACCGUUCUUAAGCUACAAAGUCCGUACGCGACCAGGUUCUUCCCCAACCAACUUCCGCAACAUACUAUCUCACCCACGCCACCUCCAACCAGCAUAACGCCAGAAGUAGCUCAGUUGGCAACCUCGGGCCAGCCGCAGGGGUCGGCUUUCACGAACUCCCAGGGCAGUCAGCCUCACACUCGCAUCUUCUUCUCGCCACCAUCGCAAAACCCCAAGGGCCAACAACAACCCCUGGCGGCACCACCUUAUUUCGUCAGCUUCAGACACGACUACGUCAACCCAAAUAAGCCCACAUUCCCACAGGGUCAAGUUUCCUACACAACGAAGCAGAAGGUACCUGCUGAGGUCCUUCUUCCGCACAUUCUUUCUCAAGAGGCCGCAGCAAAUGAGAAUGCUCCUGGUGGCGACAAGGGGCUGCAGAAUCGUGUCCGGCCUCAACAGCCAUCGCCGCCUUCCAACUCCGGGCCUCAAGCAAACCAGCAGGUGUUCGCUCCGCCGUCGUACAAUCCGGGCUUUUCUCCACACUUUUCGCUAGCGCCGGGAUACAAGGGCCCAGUAACCACGAUCAUACUAAACCCAGACUUGUCUUCGCCGUACCAGUUCGGGUCGUACGUUCCGCGUUCCGAGUCAAGCGACCAGAAACGUGAAGGACUGUACAAGGUCAAGUCGUUUGUUCCAAGCGUGUCUGCCACCGUGCCUGGAAGUCCCGCGUAUACGGCCACGUCUUUCGUUCCAGACAGACAGACGUAUUCUCAAGGCGGCAAGGUGUUCAAAGUGACCUCGUUUGUUCCUCGAGGAUCGCGACCCGUUCAGGGGGGAUUCCGACAAACGGUGCAGCCGAUUCCCAACGGUCAGCGCUCCUUCCCGUCCGCACCGGGACGAACCGUGUACAGAGUGGCACCUGUCGGGUCACGCCGGUCGCAACCCGCUCAGAGGCUCCAAGAUUUGCACGUGACGGUCAUCGGCCCGGGGGGACAGCUGCGCGCUCCGCAACAGCGCGUCUUCAAUAUCGCACCUUUCGCUCCUCAAGCUAGGGCCGUUUCGGCAAGACAGGGACUUCAGCCAGCGGGUUCGGCUCAAUCCAGAUUUCCGCCGUUCAGGAGACGGCCACAGCAAGCGAUCGUCGAAGUACGGGCGGUCCCGAUUCAGUUCCACCAGAGGCCCGCCGGACACAGAGUGACACCCUCCUUUCACGAGCAGCCCCUGACUUUCUACGACGUGCCACAGAGGCAGUCUGCGGGCGGUCCAGCGCUGCGGCCGUCCGUCGCCUCUGCCAACGGCCCGGGAUUUCCGAACGGAAGAGCGCGAUUUCAGCCGGUCCAGGUGGUCAGGAAGGCAGUGGGCCCACCCUCCCCUCCUCAGCCCCUGAUAGCGUCGGCGGCUUACCAAGCGCCCGUCUUUCAUGGCGUAACCAGAGUAGUGAUUAGGCCGGGACAAUCAAUUGUCUCACGAUGAGUGUAGACAUCAGUGCCAACUGCGAAUGUAGGCGAUACAUUGAAUUAUUAUGGUGUUAGUGAGGUGCCCUAGCUUUAUGAAUGCGACGCC
Ixodes scapularis (black-legged tick) is the source of this 2811-nucleotide messenger RNA. RefSeq names its product flocculation protein FLO11-like. The transcript is spliced from 2 exons. The coding region runs from base 1 to 2721 and encodes 906 amino acids. The record is from RefSeq and is a predicted model, not a curated record. NCBI's taxonomy places the organism in Eukaryota, Metazoa, Arthropoda, Arachnida, Ixodida, Ixodidae.